Molecule: messenger RNA, 7389 nt
Organism: Pteronotus mesoamericanus
Lineage: Eukaryota; Metazoa; Chordata; Mammalia; Chiroptera; Mormoopidae
Gene: CHD3
Product: chromodomain helicase DNA binding protein 3
Exons: 39
Coding region: 1-6285 (2094 amino acids)
Biological process (GO): negative regulation of transcription by RNA polymerase II; chromatin remodeling
Cellular component (GO): chromatin; nucleus
Molecular function (GO): chromatin binding; DNA binding; histone binding
Source: RefSeq, a predicted model, not a curated record
AUGGCUUCCCCUCUGAGGGACGAGGAGGAGGAGGAGGAGGAGAUGGUGGUGUCGGAGGAGGAAGAAGAGGAGGAAGAAGAGGGCGACGAGGAGGAGGAGGAGGUGGAGGCGGCCGACGAUGACUAUGAGGACGACGACGAGGGAAUACUCGGGCGCGGGCCAGGCCACGACCGGGGCCGCGACCGCCACAGCCCCCCCGACUGCCACCUCUUCCCGCCGCCGCCGCCGCCCCCGCCGCCGCCGCCGCCCCCACCUCCAGAUAAGGAUGACAUUCGGCUGCUACCUUCAGCAUUGGGUGUGAAGAAGAGAAAACGAGGACCCAAGAAGCAGAAGGAGAACAAACCCGGAAAACCCCGAAAACGCAAGAAGCUUGACAGUGAAGAGGAAUUUGGCUCUGAGCGAGAUGAGUACAGAGAGAAAUCAGAGAGUGGAGGCAGUGAAUAUGGAACUGGACCAGGUCGGAAGCGGAGACGGAAGCACCGGGAAAAAAAGGAGAAAAAGACAAAGCGGCGGAAAAAGGGAGAGGGAGAUGGGGGACAAAAGCAGGUAGAACAGAAGUCAUCAGCAACGCUGCUUCUGACCUGGGGCCUGGAGGAUGUGGAGCAUGUGUUCUCUGAGGAGGAUUACCACACACUUACCAACUACAAAGCCUUUAGCCAGUUCAUGAGGCCCCUAAUUGCUAAGAAGAACCCUAAGAUCCCAAUGUCUAAGAUGAUGACCAUCCUUGGGGCCAAGUGGAGAGAGUUCAGUGCCAAUAACCCCUUCAAGGGGUCAGCAGCAGCUGUGGCGGCGGCGGCGGCUGCAGCCGCCGCAGCUGUAGCUGAGCAGGUGUCAGCUGCUGUCUCAUCGGCCACCCCUAUAGCACCUUCUGGAUCCCCCGCCCUUCCACCCCCACCUGCUGCUGAUAUCCAGCCCCCACCCAUCCGAAGAGCCAAAACCAAAGAGGGCAAAGGUCCAGGCCAUAAGAGGCGGAGUAAGAGUCCCCGAGUGCCUGACGGGCGCAAGAAGCUUCGGGGAAAGAAGAUGGCACCGCUCAAAAUCAAACUAGGGCUUCUGGGUGGCAAGAGGAAGAAGGGGGGCUCAUACGUUUUUCAGAGCGACGAGGGCCCCGAACCAGAGGCCGAGGAGUCAGACCUGGACAGUGGCAGUGUCCACAGUGCCUCAGGCCGGCCUGAUGGCCCUGUACGUACCAAGAAACUAAAGAGAGGCCGGCCAGGAAGGAAGAAGAAGAAAGUCCUGGGCUGUCCUGCAGUGGCCGGGGAGGAGGAGGUUGAUGGCUACGAGACGGAUCACCAGGAUUACUGUGAGGUGUGCCAGCAGGGUGGGGAAAUUAUUCUGUGCGACACCUGCCCUCGUGCCUACCACCUCGUCUGCCUUGAUCCUGAGCUUGACCGGGCUCCUGAGGGCAAAUGGAGCUGCCCCCACUGUGAGAAGGAGGGGGUACAGUGGGAGGCCAAGGAGGAGGAAGAAGAAUAUGAAGAGGAGGGAGAGGAAGAAGGGGAGAAGGAGGAAGAAGAUGAUCACAUGGAGUACUGCCGUGUGUGCAAGGAUGGUGGGGAGCUCUUGUGCUGUGACGCUUGCAUCUCCUCCUACCACAUUCAUUGUCUGAACCCACCCCUGCCUGACAUCCCCAACGGUGAAUGGCUGUGUCCCCGAUGCACAUGCCCUGUGCUGAAAGGCCGUGUGCAGAAGAUCCUGCAUUGGCGGUGGGGGGAGCCACCCGUGGCAAUGCCAGCCCCUCAACAAGCAGAUGGGAAUCCAGAUGCCCCACCUCCUCGUCCUCUUCAAGGCAGAUCAGAGCGAGAGUUCUUUGUCAAGUGGGUAGGACUAUCCUACUGGCAUUGCUCCUGGGCCAAGGAGCUUCAGCUGGAAAUCUUCCACUUGGUAAUGUACCGAAACUACCAACGGAAGAAUGACAUGGAUGAACCCCCACCCCUGGACUAUGGCUCUGGUGAGGAUGACGGAAAGAGCGACAAGCGUAAGGUGAAAGAUCCACACUAUGCUGAGAUGGAGGAGAAGUACUAUCGUUUUGGCAUUAAGCCAGAGUGGAUGACUGUUCACCGCAUCAUCAACCACAGUGUGGAUAAAAAGGGGAAUUACCACUAUCUAGUAAAAUGGAGGGACUUGCCUUAUGACCAGUCUACAUGGGAGGAAGAUGAAAUGAACAUCCCUGAAUAUGAAGACCAUAAGCAAAGCUACUGGAGACACCGAGAACUAAUUAUGGGAGAGGAUCCCGCCCAACCCCGCAAGUAUAAGAAGAAGAAGAAGGAGUUGCAGGGUGAUGGGCCUCCCAAUUCUCCUACUAACGAUCCUACAGUGAAAUACGAGACUCAGCCACGGUUUAUUACGGCCACUGGAGGCACACUGCACAUGUAUCAGCUGGAAGGGUUGAACUGGCUACGCUUCUCAUGGGCCCAGGGCACUGACACCAUUCUGGCUGAUGAGAUGGGGCUGGGCAAGACCAUACAAACCAUCGUCUUCCUCUAUUCACUUUAUAAGGAGGGCCACACAAAGGGUCCCUUCCUGGUGAGUGCCCCACUCUCUACCAUCAUUAACUGGGAGCGGGAGUUCCAGAUGUGGGCACCCAAAUUCUAUGUGGUGACCUACACGGGUGAUAAGGACAGCCGGGCCAUCAUUCGUGAGAAUGAGUUUUCUUUUGAAGACAAUGCCAUCAAAGGUGGCAAGAAAGCUUUUAAGAUGAAGAGGGAGGCACAAGUGAAGUUCCAUGUUCUCCUGACUUCGUAUGAGCUUAUCACCAUUGAUCAGGCGGCACUUGGCUCCAUCCGCUGGGCCUGCCUUGUGGUAGAUGAGGCCCAUCGGCUCAAAAACAACCAGUCCAAGUUUUUCAGGGUCCUCAAUGGCUACAAGAUAGAUCAUAAAUUACUGCUGACAGGGACUCCAUUGCAAAAUAAUCUGGAGGAGCUUUUCCAUCUGCUAAACUUCCUCACCCCGGAGAGGUUUAACAACCUGGAGGGCUUCCUGGAGGAGUUUGCGGACAUAUCCAAAGAAGACCAGAUUAAAAAACUGCAUGAUUUGCUGGGGCCACAUAUGCUGCGGAGGCUCAAGGCUGAUGUCUUUAAGAACAUGCCAGCCAAGACAGAGCUCAUUGUUCGAGUGGAGCUGAGUCCCAUGCAGAAGAAAUACUACAAGUAUAUCCUGACUCGAAAUUUUGAGGCCUUGAAUUCACGAGGUGGUGGGAACCAAGUGUCUCUGCUUAACAUCAUGAUGGAUCUUAAGAAGUGCUGCAACCAUCCAUACCUCUUUCCUGUGGCUGCUAUGGAGUCUCCAAAACUCCCCAGUGGGGCUUAUGAGGGUGGGGCACUUAUUAAGGCAUCUGGGAAGCUCAUGCUGCUGCAAAAGAUGCUGCGGAAGCUAAAGGAGCAAGGACACAGAGUGCUCAUCUUCUCGCAGAUGACCAAAAUGUUAGACUUACUAGAGGAUUUCUUAGACUACGAAGGCUACAAAUAUGAGCGUAUUGAUGGGGGCAUCACUGGUGCCCUGAGGCAGGAGGCCAUCGAUAGAUUCAAUGCUCCUGGGGCCCAACAAUUCUGCUUUCUCUUGUCCACCCGAGCUGGGGGCUUGGGCAUCAAUCUGGCCACUGCAGACACUGUCAUCAUCUUCGAUUCUGACUGGAACCCACAUAAUGACAUCCAGGCCUUUAGCCGGGCUCAUCGGAUUGGCCAGGCCAACAAAGUAAUGAUUUACCGGUUUGUGACUCGUGCAUCAGUGGAAGAGCGAAUCACACAAGUGGCCAAGAGAAAGAUGAUGCUCACACAUCUGGUGGUGCGGCCCGGGCUGGGCUCCAAGGCGGGCUCCAUGUCCAAGCAGGAGCUGGAUGACAUCCUCAAAUUUGGCACUGAGGAGCUAUUUAAGGACGAAAAUGAGGGGGAGAACAAGGAGGAGGAUAGCAGUGUGAUUCACUAUGACAAUGAGGCCAUUGCUCGUCUGUUGGACCGGAACCAGGAUGCAACUGAGGACACAGAUGUGCAGAACAUGAACGAAUAUCUCAGUUCCUUCAAGGUGGCCCAGUAUGUGGUGCGGGAGGAGGACAAGAUUGAGGAGAUUGAACGAGAGAUCAUCAAGCAGGAGGAGAAUGUGGAUCCUGACUACUGGGAAAAGCUACUGAGGCAUCACUAUGAACAACAACAGGAAGACCUAGCCCGGAAUCUUGGCAAGGGCAAGCGGGUUCGCAAGCAAGUUAACUACAAUGAUGCUGCUCAGGAAGACCAAGAUAACCAGUCAGAAUACUCAGUGGGAUCAGAGGAGGAGGAUGAAGACUUUGAUGAGCGUCCUGAAGGGCGUCGACAGUCAAAGAGGCAGCUCCGAAAUGAAAAGGAUAAACCACUGCCUCCACUGCUGGCUCGAGUUGGGGGCAACAUAGAGGUGUUGGGAUUCAACACCCGUCAGCGCAAGGCUUUCCUCAACGCUGUGAUGCGCUGGGGGAUGCCACCGCAAGAUGCCUUCACCACUCAGUGGCUGGUGCGAGACCUAAGGGGCAAGACUGAGAAGGAGUUCAAGGCCUAUGUGUCUUUGUUCAUGCGCCAUCUCUGUGAGCCUGGGGCAGACGGCUCUGAAACAUUUGCUGAUGGGGUCCCUCGGGAGGGCUUGAGUCGCCAGCAAGUGUUGACCCGCAUUGGCGUCAUGUCUCUCGUCAAGAAAAAGGUACAGGAGUUUGAGCACAUCAACGGGCGCUGGUCAAUGCCUGAGCUGAUGCCUGACCCUAGUGCUGACUCUAAGCGCUCCUCCAGAGCCUCCUCGCCUACCAAAACGUCUCCCACCACCCCAGAGGCUUCUGCUACAAAUAGUCCUUGCACCUCUAAACCUGGUAAUUGGGUCAGAAGGGCAGGAGAGGAGAUGAGGCCAGUAUCCAAUGAGGCCAGACGCAGAGGGGUUGGAGUCAAGGUCGGGGAGUUUCUGCCUUCUUUACUCUGCCUUCCCCCUGUAGCUACUCCAGCUCCAAGUGAGAAAGGAGAUGGCGUAAGGACACCACUUGAGAAGGAGGAAGCUGAAAACCAGGAGGAAAAGCCAGAGAAGAAUAGCAGAAUUGGGGAGAAGAUGGACACAGAAACUGAUGCCCCCAGCCCAGCCCUAUCACUCGGGGAGCGGCUGGAGUCGAGGAAGAUUCCUCUAGAGGAUGAGGAGCCAGGGGUACAUGGAGAGAUAGAGCCUGAACCUGGGUACCAGGGGGACAGAGAGAAAUCAGCCACAGAGUCGACGCUAGGAGAGAGGGGGGAGGAGAAGCCGUUGGAUGGACAGGAACACAGGGAGAGGCCGGAGGGGGAAACGGGAGAUUUGGGCAAGAGAGAAGAUGUUAAAGGGGGCCGGGAGCUUCGACCUGGGCCGCCUCGAGAUGAGCCACGAUCAAACGGGCGACGUGAAGAGAAAGCAGAGAAGCCGCGGUUCAUGUUCAAUAUUGCAGAUGGCGGCUUUACAGAGCUUCACACGCUGUGGCAGAAUGAGGAACGGGCAGCCAUUUCUUCAGGAAAACUCAAUGAAAUCUGGCACCGAAGACAUGACUAUUGGCUUCUGGCUGGGAUUGUCCUCCAUGGCUAUGCACGGUGGCAGGACAUCCAGAAUGAUGCUCAGUUUGCCAUUAUCAAUGAGCCAUUUAAAACUGAAGCCAAUAAAGGAAACUUUCUGGAGAUGAAAAAUAAGUUUCUGGCCCGGAGAUUCAAGCUCCUGGAGCAGGCGCUGGUGAUUGAAGAGCAGCUUCGGCGGGCGGCCUACCUGAAUCUAUCGCAGGAGCCGGCGCACCCCGCCAUGGCCCUCCACGCCCGCUUCGCCGAGGCGGAAUGCCUGGCUGAGAGCCACCAGCACCUCUCCAAGGAGUCGCUGGCGGGGAACAAGCCGGCCAACGCCGUACUGCACAAGGUUCUGAACCAGCUGGAGGAGUUGCUGAGCGACAUGAAGGCAGACGUGACCCGCCUGCCAGCCACGCUGUCUCGAAUACCCCCCAUCGCAGCCCGCCUUCAGAUGUCAGAGCGCAGCAUCCUCAGCCGGCUGGCCAGCAAGGGCACGGAGCCUCACCCCACACCGGUCUUUCCCCCGGGUCCCUAUGCUACACCUCCGGGGUACGGGGCAGCCUUCAGCACCGCUCCCGUAGGGGCCCUGGCCGCCGCAGGCGCCAAUUACAGUCAGAUGCCUGCAGGGUCCUUCAUCACAGCCGCCACCAACGGCCCUCCAGUGCUGGUGAAGAAGGAGAAGGAAAUGGUGGGGGCAUUGGUGUCAGACGGGCUGGAUCGGAAGGAGCCCCGAGCCGGGGAAGUGAUCUGUAUAGACGACUGACUGGAUCCCAGGCCUGCCCUUCACCCAGGCCCCGUGCCCGAGGUCGACCCCCAGCUCAGGCUCUGGGGCCUGCUGCCAAUCUUCCACCUUCCCCACCCCUUGGGCCACCACUGGGCUAGGAGCCCCCUUGCCCCUCUCUGUGACUCCUCUCUUCAAGAAGGGCCCUUUGUCUUUCUCCACUCCCGCGCACCUUUCCCACCAUGCUUUGAAGACUGCUGGUGAGAAGAGGUCUGGGUUAGCAGGGUCUUCCAAGUACCUUUAUCCUCCACUGCCAAACAUACACAGCUUCUUAAUAAAUGGUUGUGGGGAGGAAAGAGGUGGAUCCUCCCCAAUCCUUAUUCCUGCAUAUAAGCUCCAUCUUGUGCAGAAGUGGGGGAUUAGCAUUGGGCCUUUAGAAACUUUGGUGGGGGAAAGGAGCUUUGAAGAGAGGAGGGGGACUUUAGAUAGGGGUGACAAUGAGCCCUGGGAGGGAGGAAGGGAAGAGGAGGGGUGGCUGCAUGUUUCCUUCCCCUACCUCUCCUCAAAUAGUGUGGAGCAGUUACAAGGGAGUCAAUUGCUGUUCAGCCUCAGAAUAAAGGCGCCAUUCACUGGCUCAGUUACCUCCUGCGUACUGGCAUCUUGUGUUGGGCAUCUUACCCCCUCUACAGGGGCAAAGAAGCACCCCUACAAAGAGUAAUGGUUGGGCGAUACUCCCUCAAGCCAAAGAGGAGCUCCCCAAUCUGUCCUAGGGACCCAGGUAACCUAGAAAGGGUAGGAGAGAACACAUUGGGCCAGGUGUUGGGGGAACCCCCAACUCUGGGGCUCAAGUUUUUUGAGGACUUCCCUCCCUCCUGAAGGCCUGAAUAUGGACUAAAUUUGAGUGGGUUAGGCAGGGGGCCUAGUCAGGGGACUACUUUGCUUUCAGGACCAGAGCAAAAGAACGAAGGGCAGGCUAGGGAGACAUGGGCACACCCUCCUCCCCAGGAGGGGCUGAGGAGAGUGGCAGUUUGCAUGGCGAACCCCCCACUUCCUCUAUGCUGCCCCUUCACUUUCUUGCUGCCCCUUUCCCGGUCUCUUCACACUCCUGGUCUGUCCCAAUCCCCUCUUCUGUAUCAGGUUUAUUGG